Perkinsus marinus ATCC 50983 is the source of this 765-nucleotide messenger RNA. Its product is annotated as PfMPC, putative. Gene Ontology annotation, biological process: mitochondrial phosphate ion transmembrane transport. The transcript is spliced from 2 exons. The coding region runs from base 1 to 765 and encodes 254 amino acids. Gene Ontology annotation, cellular component: mitochondrial inner membrane. NCBI's taxonomy places the organism in Eukaryota, Perkinsozoa, Perkinsida, Perkinsidae. The record is from RefSeq and is a predicted model, not a curated record. Gene Ontology annotation, molecular function: phosphate transmembrane transporter activity.
AUGUCCUCUACUGCUGUUCCCACCAAGAAGUGGAAUCCUCGAUUCGCCGGUGCCGUUCCCCACACCACUGACUACUAUCUGAAGUGUCUUGCCGGCGGCGCUUUGGCUUGCGGAACUACUCACACUAUGAUGACUCCAAUCGAUGUCGUUAAAGUGAACAUGCAAGUGAACCCAUCUAAGUACCGCGGUCUUUUGUCCGGUCUUGGUACUCUGACGGCUGAGGAAGGUAUCCGUUCUGGUGCCUUGAAGGGCGCUGCUCCCACUUGCAUUGGAUACAGUUUUCAGGGCAUGUUCAAGUUUGGCUUGAAUGAGGUGUUCAAGGAUCAGUACAACUCUCUGGUCGGUGAGGAAAACUCGAUCAAAUAUCGUGGCCUGAUUUGGGCGGCUGCUGCUGCCAGCGCUGAGUUCUUUGCUGAUCUUUUCCUCUGUCCUUGGGAGAUGAUCAAGGUCAAGAUGCAAGCCUCUCCUACUGGCACCUUUCCUCUUGGCCUUCGCGGUGCAUGGAAAGAAAUGGCUGCCAGCAAGACUGUCACUGGCUUCCCUAUGGGUUCCCUGGUUCCUCUCUGGUACCGUCAAAUUCCCUACACUGUUGUUAAGUUUGUUGGUUUUGAGUACACUGUUGAACAGAUGUACAAGCAUAUCUUCACUCGCCCGAAGGAUUCCUAUUCGAAGGCCACCCAGCNNNNUCGUUAUGUUGGUACGUCAGACAUUCCUUUGUUGCUAUUCUACGUUGCAUCAGUAUCUUGCGGCCUUGAGUUGUUGUAG